Molecule: messenger RNA, 1737 nt
Organism: Didymodactylos carnosus
Lineage: Eukaryota; Metazoa; Rotifera; Eurotatoria; Philodinida; Philodinidae
Source: the annotation of a GenBank genome assembly
AUGACUCUUGUUUGCCGGAGUAAGUUGGGUGCAUUGAGCCGUAUAUUUGGAUUAGCUCCAUCAGCAGUUGGGCUGAAUUCCUUCGUUGUGGAGUACGAUUACGCGGCUAAAAAUAGUGAUGAAUUGUCCAUUCAUAAAGGAGAUAUUAUUCACAAUGCGAUGCCUUGCGUUGAUGAUAAUGGAUGGAUGAAAGGCGAAUGUAAUGGGAAACCAUUUACAAAAGAGAAGGCAAAACAUCGAACAUUUAUUAAUGAACUUAAUUCUAAAGUGUUACAGGCAUCAUCGGUGAAUAAUAAUAAUAGCAACAACAGUAACAAAGGCACAUUACGAAAACGACUGAAUGAGCGUUCUAUAAGUCUUAAUUCAAAUAAUACUAAUAUGAAUGUACAACCAGCACAACUAGAACCACCUACCCCAUCACAGUCACAACAACCAGUUUUAUUCACGGUUAAAGUUGUUUAUGCUUAUAAUCCAGUACAUCCAGAUGAAUUAACAAUCAAGCCGAAUGAUAUUAUCAAUGUUAUACGUAUAGUAGAAGACGGAUGGAAUGAGGGCGAACUUAAUGGCAAAAUAGGUGUCUUUCCAACGAAUUAUGUUACUCGUAUCAGCGAUGAAGCCACAAAUUCGAAAACAAAAAAAGAUCCCGUGAAGCGAAAAACUAAUGGAAUAAGCACUCUGGUUAACAAAGAGAUAAUGAAACCAUAUAUUCCUGUUACGCUAUCAUCACUGCCAACACAAACGCCUGUCACGCCAAGUCCACCAUUGACAACAAAAAAGAAUUCAUUCUCAAAUACACAAAAUCCAGUAGUUAGAGCGCGUGUGUUAUAUGCAUACAACCAAUCAGCACCUGAUGAAUUAACAUUGAAUGUUGGCGAUAUUGUUAAUGUAUUGGAGAAAAAUUUGGAAGAUGACGGAUGGUAUAUUCGAAAAGAUCGUCCGAAUACUCCUGAAACACAAAAAUACGCGUCACAAACAUUGCCGAAAACAAAAACAGGAAACGAAGAUACAGUAUUUAGAAAUUCAAAUGACACACAGGAUCAUAUUACUGAACAAAAACCGCCAUCAGUGCAUGAUCACUACGCUGAAAUCAAUAAUUUGGAUGCCAUAACAAAUACAGAAAAACUAAGUAACUUUUCAAAACCACGUCCAUCAUCAUCGAAAAGACCACCAUCGUCGACACGCCUUAGCAACAGAUAUGAAAAUGGUUAUAACAAAAAUGGGAGUUCAUUCGAUGACACAUAUCAAAUCAAUGAUUCAAAAAAAGAGCGACCGUUACAUUCUCCAUCACCACCACAGUCUCAGAGAGAUCCAUCACAAUUAGAAUCUCCUCGUUCACGCGCUGAUUUUAGCCGCACCUUAAGCAAUCCUCAUAGUGAAACGUCAAAUCGUUCACUAAACAACAAUCAGCGUGAAAACACUAUUAGUUCUAAUACGAACAAUCCCUCAACAUUAUCGUCUACUCUAAUGGACACCAUGACCAAUUCAUCAUACGUCAACACAACAUCCUCAUUACAGAAUGAACAGUCUUUAAAUCGAUCACAACUUGAACAAUUACAAAAAGAUUUAGAACAAAUGAAAAUAACAAUGGAACAUAUGAGAGCAAAAUUUCAUGACAAGAUUUCGAUAUUAGUUAAUGAAUUAGAUGACGAAAAAAAAGCCAGAUCAAAAUUGCAAAUAGAACUAGAAAGAGUUCAAAGAACCAUUAGUACGUCAGGACUUUUUGAUAAAAUUUUUUAA